Aspergillus steynii IBT 23096 is the source of this 3062-nucleotide messenger RNA. Its product is annotated as mediator of RNA polymerase II transcription subunit 16. Lineage: Eukaryota; Fungi; Ascomycota; Eurotiomycetes; Eurotiales; Aspergillaceae. Bases 210 to 2978 code for a protein of 922 amino acids. Gene Ontology annotation, molecular function: protein binding. Gene Ontology annotation, biological process: positive regulation of DNA-templated transcription. The transcript is spliced from 9 exons. The record is from RefSeq and is a predicted model, not a curated record. Gene Ontology annotation, cellular component: mediator complex.
CCCGAGUUCAGGGCAAUGGGUGGCUGUAUUGGUUGACUGCGACUCCGGUAUCCUUGUCGUGUGUGCUCACUCUCCUUUGUUGCCGGCGGCUCUGUCGCAAGCAGGACAAAGACGGGAGACCCCGACUGCGAUAGUUGAACUAUCUACGGACGGAUCCAUUAGUUAAGCGACGAUUCAAAAGGACGAUUCAAAAAGGCCUAUUCUCGAUCAUGCCCAUGAUGAUGGACGACGGAAUCAACGUCGAUGAUUUGUUUGGCGAGCCGGCCUCCCUGGAGUUGGCCCUGCCGCCUGCCACCACGACUAAAGGUCUUGCUCAGCGGUUGGAUGAGUUGCGACUCCUGGGCUGCUGCCAGAAAAUUGCCUGGUCCCGACAGGGCUGCAUUGCAUAUAUCACCCAUGAUUCAUCACGGGUGAACCUCCGUCAUCUGGAGUGUCGGCCGUCCGAUGGCAAGUGGAUUCUAAGUGAAGACACGCCGCUGAACCCGGUGGCGGAGGCCCAUGGGGGUCAUCCUCUUGCCCACUUAUCCUGGAAUGAGCUGGGGUCCGAACUGGCCGUGGCCGAUUCGUCGGGUCGCGUGUCUAUCUACAACAUCGCCAUCGGUCUGAACAGUCUCGCCGGACAGCGUCAAGCGAUCUACGAUGCCGAUGACGAUGGCGGCCAGAUUGUUGGCAUGAUGUGGCUGAACAUUCAGCGCUCAGUCCAUGCGUUCAACCAAGCGGCCAAGGUGCAAGGCCGAUGGGCGUACUCCCCGUUUCGACGCCGUCCCAUCGGUCCACUGCAUCCGGCUGGAAAGGCGGCGUUGGUUUGCGUCACCAAAUCGGGCAUGAUUCGACUCUUGUAUCAGAAUCCCGACGCUCGAUGGGCGGAGAUUUCGGCAGAGCUGAAGACCACCGCCUAUUCAGACCGGCUGUUAACCCAUGCGGCCAUCGGGGCGGUCCAGGGUGGCAUCGUGAUCGCGACUCACUCGGCUUGCGAGAAGCUCUGUUUCUACCGGGCGCAGAUCAACUGGACUCCGGCGCAAUGGGAUCCAAGCCAGCUCAAGCAUGCCCCCAACCAAUUCCCCGUCCCCAAUUUCCGCUUCAUGCACGCCAAAGUCGAAACGUCUUCCAGUGUGCCCUCUGUGAACCGAGCCGAGGGUCAAAAUCCCAACGAUGCCCCUCAAUCCACAAAUUCCUUGUACUGUCUCACCCAUCUAGACAUUAUCAUGGCAGCACAUGACAAUCCCUCGGGCAUGACGACGAAUCCCUGGAUCGUUGCGGUGUUUUCUAUUCCCCCCCAUGCCGUGCCGGAUCCCUCGCAACAACUGCCGAGCAGUGUCAUCGUUCGGUGGCAGCUGGAAUCGGCCCCGCCGGUGUUGCACCCCAAGUUCGACGAAGUUACCUCGAAGAAGAACAACGUUCAGGUGAAGCCAAAAACUGCCAUCCGUCGGUUAGAAGAUAUUCAGUGUGACAAAUACGUGUUAUCGAUUGAUCAGACGGAAUUUGGAAACGUGUUGGCCAUCACCUACGAUGACAGCACAAUCACCUUUUACGACCCGAAAACGAUGGCCAUUCUCAACGGAAUCGACGAUGCAAAUACUGUUACCAGCUUGGCCCAGGCUGGCUUCAGCUAUCCACCCGAUACCCCAGGGCUGUACAUUGGCUUCUCUCCCAGCGGUUGCAUUGCUAUGACGCUUGAUGGCGACGGCCAAACGCAGCUCAGGGUCAUGGAGCACACGUAUGGCGUGGUGAAUGGGAUCCCGGAUGAGAGUAAACUAUCUGCAGCCAUUGCGUCUCUUACGUUGGCUUUCUGCCGUGGUUGUGGCAGCGAACUCAACACAGAUGAUAUCUUGAUGAUUCUUAGACGUCAAGUAUCACCGGACGAUCAAGCUACGUUUGUCAACGAAGUCUACCGUGCAUUGGCCGUCAACUGCAACUUCACCCAGGAGAACGACAAGCUCAUGAGCCAUCAAUAUCUUCCACGAUGUCUCAGCAUACAGGCCGCCCUCGGGUUCAAGGAUAAAUACAAGUCCCGCAGCUUUGCAUCCAACGUUCCUUGGACUAUCCUUCAACUGCGUCACGCAUCCGUUCUAUAUGCUCUAUUCCUCCAAUUUAUCAAGGGAGCUCAGACCGAGCCCCCAGACCCCGAUGCCCUGCGCAUUCUCCUGGGCAACACAAAAUGGGCCCUCGACUUCCUCCACUUCGUCCUCAACGACCUCCUCGACCUCGCCGAUGAACUCGAAGAUGUCCUCGACGACCAGGAGGCACUCGCCCAAAAACUCAAAACCACCACCUCCCUCCCCCUCGUCAUCCUCCUAUCCAGCAUGUCCCGCGCCUUCCUGCGCUUCAUCUGCCGCGGCCUCCGCGGCAUCCACGGCAUCCACACCGGCUACGGCGCCGCCCCGCUCUCCGGCGACGCGCGCCUCUCCUACAGCGAAGUGUGCCAGACGAUCGACGCGUCGCCCGUGCGCAUCGACGUGUACGAGAAGUUCGUCGCCGGCGUCGACUCCGCCGUCCGCCACGGCUACCACGCCGCCGGCUUCGGGGACGCCGAGCGCCCCGGCCCCGAGCGCGAACUGCUCGUCAACGCCCGCAUCGCCCCCGUCCUCGUCCCCGCCGUCGCCACCAUCCUGCGCCAGACCGUCCCCGCGCUGAAGCCCGACAUCGACCGUCUGGCCAUCUACACCGCCGACUAUAGCUGGUUGGGGCUGGGGACGGAUCGUCGGGCGGAGAUGUAUCGUCGCUCUCGCGAUGUGGAUAUCAUUAAGAAGAUUCCGGUAAGGCCGGUGCAGGUCUCUACGGGUGGUGCUGGUGAUUCGGCUAAGGGGUUCGUGGUGGCUCAUCACCAGCCGAGGAGGAGAUGUGUAAGGUGCUGUGAGAUCCUGUCCGGGAUGUACACGCCGCGUCCGUCGCUGUCGUUUCGCAUGUUGUAUAAAUUGGGGUAUGUGAGGUAUUGUAUCUGUGGUGGGGGGUGGACUUUGGAGACGGAUGCGAAGUAGGAGGGGCAGGGGUUGGAUGUGUAUAUAUUAUAAGUUACGAAUGAUACUUUUUUGCUAGUGGACGAUUGGGUUGAAGCAGGGAGU